Molecule: messenger RNA, 205 nt
Organism: Monoraphidium neglectum
Lineage: Eukaryota; Viridiplantae; Chlorophyta; Chlorophyceae; Sphaeropleales; Selenastraceae
Exons: 1
Source: RefSeq, a predicted model, not a curated record
AUGCAGUCGGCCUGCUCCAGCAGCAGCGACGCCUGCACUGCCGGCAGCGGAGAGCUCUUCCCAUCACAGCCAACCGCAGCUGACGACGCAGGGGCGGGCACAGACCCGGCGGGCGCGGCGCGGGCCGCGGGGGAGUGGGAGGAAGGGCUCGGGCCGGCGGCCGGUGAUGCAGGGCGCGCAGUCGAGGAGGGUGUGGCCGCCCCAA